Molecule: messenger RNA, 366 nt
Organism: Drosophila hydei
Lineage: Eukaryota; Metazoa; Arthropoda; Insecta; Diptera; Drosophilidae
Exons: 2
Coding region: 1-366 (121 amino acids)
Source: RefSeq, a predicted model, not a curated record
AUGGAUAUAAAUAUUCACUAUGCCGUCUACAAAGUGGACAUAAAUUUCCAGAUGAAAAAAUGGGGAAAUGGCUAUAAGACCUGGUUGGGCAAUUACACAGUUGACUUUUGCAGCUUUUUGCGCAAGCCCAAUCAUCCAGUUAUAAAAAUAUUGUACAAUAUUUUCAGAGACUUCAGCACGCUCAAUCAUACGUGUCCUUAUGUGGGCACGCAACUAAUUAGGAAUUUAUUCUGGGACCCCAAAGACUUGGUGGUACCUUUACCUAGCGGCGAUUACAUGCUGCUUCUCACCUGGAUAUUUGACAAGAGGAAGCAGUUCGUAACAAAUAUCUACUUCACUUUCGCUCAGGAUAUAUUUAAGGAUUAA